GAGCUGGAGAAACUGGGCCUCGGGGACAGUGUGGACCUCCAUGUAUAUGAGAUUCCCGUUGAGUACAAGACAGUACAGAGGCUCAUCCCUGCCCUGUGGGAGAAGCACAGUCCACAGCUGGUGGUACACGUGGGGGUGUCAGGCAUGGCAACCACAGUCACACUGGAGAAGUGUGGGCACAACAAGGGCUACAAGGGGCUGGACAACUGCCACUUCUGCCCUGGCUCCCAGUGCUGUGUGGAGGAUGGACCUGAAAGCAUUGACUCCAUCAUCGACAUGGAUGCAGUGUGCAAGAAAGUCACCACACUGGGCCUGGACGUCUCAGUGACCAUCUCACAGGAUGCUGGCAGGUAA
This is a messenger RNA of Orycteropus afer afer, 354 nucleotides long. Its product is annotated as pyroglutamyl-peptidase 1. NCBI's taxonomy places the organism in Eukaryota, Metazoa, Chordata, Mammalia, Tubulidentata, Orycteropodidae. The record is from RefSeq and is a predicted model, not a curated record. The annotation marks the transcript as partial. The transcript is spliced from 2 exons. Gene Ontology annotation, biological process: proteolysis.